AUCGAUAUGGAAUAUUAUGAUUUGUUGGAGAUUCCUGCUACGGCGUCUAGUGCUGUCAUCAAAAAGGCGUAUUAUCUCAAGGCUAUAAAGUGUCAUCCUGAUAAAAACUUGGACAAUCCAUUGGCUGAAGAAAUGUUUAAACAAAUAUCUGAAGCUUAUCAAGUCUUGUCGGAUCCACAGCGUCGUUCAUUUUAUAAUAUUCAUGGAAAGGCUGCUGCAGUGGGUUCUGAAGGA
Batrachochytrium dendrobatidis JAM81 is the source of this 234-nucleotide messenger RNA. RefSeq lists its product as uncharacterized. The transcript is spliced from 2 exons. The annotation marks the transcript as partial. NCBI's taxonomy places the organism in Eukaryota, Fungi, Chytridiomycota, Chytridiomycetes, Rhizophydiales. The record is from RefSeq and is a predicted model, not a curated record.